AAUAUCUCCCUUAUACAGGAACACAUAGCCAAAGAAGAAGACGCUUUAAGAUGAUCCCCAGAGUUGUGUUCGCUAUUCUAAAAAAGAAAGAAAGAGAUUUUUUUGAGAUUCUCAAUUCUGCCUUUUUUGAUCCCAUGCUUUCCGUUGGUCAACAACCAACUAAAGUGCUCUAUACUUCUUCACUACUCCUACAGGCUUGACGGAGUUAAGCUGUAUUGAGGGAAUCGUUUUGUCUCAAUCAAUCAAGAAUGCCUCAACUAGAUAAAUUCACUUAUUUCACACUGGAUCUAGCGCAGAUCGUCUCCAGCCCACUUGAACAAUUUGAUAUAAUCCUAUUGAUUCCUAUGAAAAUAGGAAACUUAUAUUUCUCAUUCACAAAUCCAUCUUUGUUUAUGCUACUAACUCUCAGUUUGGUCCUACUUUUGGUUUAUUUUGUUACUAAAAAGGGAGGAGGAAACUCAGUACCAAAUGCUUGGCAAUCCUUGGUAGAGCUUAUUUAUGAUUUCGUGCUGAACCCGGUAAACGAACAAAUAGGUGGUCUUUCCGAAAAUGUUAAACAAAAGUUUUCCCCUCGCAUCUCGGUCACUUUUACUUUUUCGUUAUUUUGUAAUCCCCAGGGUAUGAUACCUUAUAGCUUCACAGUUACAAGUCAUUUUCUCAUUACUUUGGGUCUCUCAUUUUUUAUUUUUAUUGGCAUUACUAUAGUGGGAUUUCAAAAAAAUGGGCUUUAUUUUUUAAGCUUCUUAUUACCUGCAGGAGUCCCACUGCCAUUAGCACCUUUUUUAGUACUCCUUGAGCUAAUCCCUUAUUGUUUUCGAGCAUUAAGCUCAGGAAUACGUUUAUUUACUAAUAUGAUGGCCGGUCAUAGUUCAUUAAAGAUUUUAAGUGGGUUCGCUUGGACUACGCUAUGUAUGAAUGAUCUUUUAUAUUUCAUAGGGGAUCUUGGUCCUUUAUUUAUAGUUCUUGCAUUAAUCGGUCUGGAAUUAGGUGUAGCUAUAUCACAAGCUCAUGUUUCUACGAUCUUAAUCUGUAUUUACUUGAAUGAUGCUAUAAAUCUUCAUCAAAGUGCUUAUUUUUUUAUAAUUGAACAAAAGCGAGUCUGAAUGGGUAUACUUAGUCGUGGAGCAUUCCGA
Molecule: messenger RNA, 1133 nt
Organism: Capsicum annuum
Lineage: Eukaryota; Viridiplantae; Streptophyta; Magnoliopsida; Solanales; Solanaceae
Product: ATP synthase subunit a-like
Exons: 1
Coding region: 249-1103 (284 amino acids)
Biological process (GO): proton motive force-driven ATP synthesis
Molecular function (GO): proton transmembrane transporter activity
Source: RefSeq, a predicted model, not a curated record